Molecule: messenger RNA, 4479 nt
Organism: Gadus morhua (Atlantic cod)
Lineage: Eukaryota; Metazoa; Chordata; Actinopteri; Gadiformes; Gadidae
Gene: gabrb2b
Product: gamma-aminobutyric acid type A receptor subunit beta2b
Exons: 10
Coding region: 386-1855 (489 amino acids)
Biological process (GO): monoatomic ion transmembrane transport
Cellular component (GO): membrane
Molecular function (GO): extracellular ligand-gated monoatomic ion channel activity; GABA-A receptor activity
Source: RefSeq, a predicted model, not a curated record
ACCAGGCUUCAUCAACACUUCAGGGGAGGACCCUGCGUGGCUCGUGUGUCUGGAGCAGAAACACGCGUCGCUCCUUUAAAUGGGAUCCACCACCCUCCAUCCUCCACCACCCUCCAUCCUCCACCGCCAACCAGCGACCGCAGCAGCGAGGCGCCGCGCUGCGCUCCGUGUUGUGGUCGCGUCUGCGCAUGCGCCCCACAUUGGACUUACUGCACUGGUCAGAAUAAGUUGGAUCUCGCCUUGUCUUCCCUAAAAGAAGAAAAAAACAAAACCAAACCACAUGCAACUAUGGCGGUGUUGAGAAUAAGGGAGAUGAAGGUGUCCCUGCCCCUCGUGCUGCUGGCGGUGUGUGCGCACAGUUCCCAGUGUAAAUGACCCUAGCAAUAUGUCUCUGGUCAAGGAGACGGUGGACAGGUUGCUGAAGGGAUAUGAUAUACGACUGAGGCCAGAUUUCGGAGGUCCCCCGGUCGGUGUGGGCAUGAAUAUAGACAUAGCGAGCAUAGACAUGGUCUCAGAAGUCAAUAUGGACUACACGCUGACCAUGUACUUCCAGCAGGCGUGGCGGGACAAGCGGCUGUCCUACUCGGAGAUCCCCCUCAACCUGACCCUAGAUAACCGCGUGGCCGACCAGCUCUGGGUGCCCGACACCUACUUCCUCAACGACAAGAAGUCCUUUGUGCACGGCGUCACGGUGAAGAACCGAAUGAUCCGCCUGCACCCCGACGGCACGGUGCUGUACGGCCUGAGGAUCACAACCACUGCUGCUUGCAUGAUGGACCUGAGGAGAUACCCCCUGGACGAGCAGAACUGCACCCUGGAGAUCGAGAGCUAUGGUUACACGACGGAUGACAUUGAGUUCUACUGGCGUGGAGGGCACAACGCCGUCACGGGCGUGGAGCGCAUAGAGCUGCCCCAGUUCUCCAUCGUGGACCACAAGCUCAUCUCCAAGAACGUUGUGUUCUCCACAGGGUCCUACCCCCGGCUGUCCCUGAGCUUCAAGCUGAAGAGGAACAUCGGCUACUUCAUCCUGCAGACCUACAUGCCCUCCAUCCUGAUCACCAUCCUGUCCUGGGUCUCCUUCUGGAUCAACUACGACGCCUCGGCCGCCAGAGUGGCCCUCGGCAUCACCACGGUGCUCACCAUGACGACCAUCAACACUCAUCUGAGGGAGACCCUGCCCAAGAUCCCCUACGUCAAGGCCAUCGACAUGUACCUCAUGGGCUGCUUUGUGUUCGUGUUCCUCGCCCUGCUGGAGUACGCCCUGGUCAACUACAUCUUCUUUGGACGAGGCCCCCAGCGGCAGAAGAAGGCGGCGGAGAAGAUAUCCACAGCAAACAACGAGAAGAUGCUGAUGGACCCAAAUAAGUGGCUGGUGGGUAAUGUAGUCGGGAGAGACGAUACUCUGUACUCGAGGAUGAAGCAGAGGGACCUGGACGGACGCGACCCGAUGUGGGAGCCCAUCUUCAUGGACGAUGCAGGGCUCGGACUGGGAGAUCCGAAGAAUAAGAUGGACUCCCAUGAAAACAUCCUGCUGGGCACCCUGGACAUCAAGAACGAGAUGGGCCCGUCGGAGCUGGCGCUCGGCCUGAACGACCCGCGCAACACCAUGCUGACGUACGACAGCUCCACGCUGCAGUACCGCAAGGCCGGCCUGGCCCGGCACAACUUUGGCCGCAACGCGCUGGAGCGCCACGUCACCCAGAAGAAGAGCCGGCUACGGCGGCGCGCCUCCCAGCUCAAGAUCAACAUCCCCGACCUGACGGACGUCAACUCCAUCGACAAGUGGUCACGGAUAAUCUUCCCCACCGUCUUCUCCCUCUUCAACAUCAUCUAUUGGCUGUACUAUGUCAACUGAAGACAGGGGGAGGAGGGGCGAGGGGGGACUUUGAUUAGGGCGGGCGACAGAGGAGCUGCGUCACAUGCAUCUUCUCGUUUCUAUUGGUAUUUUUUUUUGUUUAUUUGUGUUUGUUCGGUUUGGUUUCAUUUGUGUGGGAUUUUGCAAAACAAAGACUGAAUUUCGAUGCUAACGAGGGCCCAUCAACGCGUGGACUGGAUCAUCUGAAACGUGGAACAUAGCACAAUAACUGGCAAACGCGGGGGAAAAAGCAAAAACCUUAUCGGCAAAGAUAUUCAAGACAUACAUCGUGCCUGUUCCUGAGUUUUUAUAUGAUUUAAAUUGUUAUUUGGUAUGAGUUAUAUUUGUUUUAACUUUGUAUAAUGUAUUGGAGAUUCUUAAACAUAUAAUACAGCUUCAGGAUAGGAAUUAUCUUAGUCACUGGGAAAACCGCUAUACAUGAAAACAUUGCUCUUUUUCUCAUAACGUCUGUAUUAUACAUUCUACACUACUGUGUGACAUGAAAAUAUUCAGAUUUCAGAUAAAAUAUUUUCUACUUUAAUACAAUAGGAGCACUUUAAAGGGGAUUUGUAUUAUCUUAAUUCAAUAUAUGAAUACUCUUUUUGAUAGCUUAAAAGACGGUCAAACAAACUGAGAUCAUUCCAAACACCCUAGGUUUAACUGGAGACUGCUGACUCAAACCUUACCGAUGGUCAGCACAUCCAACUGCUCACCGCCCAGGGCUGCCACCCUACUCAUGUUUAGUUCAAGAAAGGAACGCACAUAUCAAUUCCCCCGUUUAACUGUUCAAACACUUAGGUCAAUAAGUAAAGAAAGCACUGAAUUUAAUCAGGAGGAAUCCCAUAAGGUAUAGCAAGUGAUAGUACAGCACAAUAUGGCUCUUAUAUUUGUGUGCGGGUAUACAAAGAGUGGUCUUUGGUGUUGUCUUAUUUAAAUGAAUAUAAGAUAAUCCCAAUACACCUUAACGACUGAAUGAUUGAGCCGGUUUAUGAGACUGCCUUCGAUGAGAUCGAAAUGAAAACAAGUACCUGCCUCCUUCCUUAAGACAAUAUAAAUGUAAAUAUAUUAAUAUCUUAAAUUAUUUUAAGAUUUGUAAGUUAUCCCCUGCCCUACCCUUUUAAAGGCCUCACAUACUUAUUUAUUCUAAGAAAAAAAAAGCCAUCAAAUAAACUAUAAAGUCUUAUUACGCAACUCUUUUUUUCUAAAAUAAAAACACAUAUUUUAUAUAGUACAAUGCCAAAAUGUGUAUAUUUACAGAGUAGUUACCAACUCAGUAUUCUAGGGAAGGCUUCCAUUGGUGCAGAAGUGAUGGCAGAGUGGGCCAUGCUUCCUCUUUGAUGAUAUCGUAGCUAGCUUUUGUAUAACCUUUACACACAUCAGAGGUAUGAUCAUCUUUGUAUGCCUGGUGCUUGUAAGGACCAGUGCCCUUUGUUUGCCUAUUUUACAUUUUGAUCGCACCCAGUCACCCAUGUGGAUGAAAACAUAUAGCCACACAGCUAUAGCAUUAGCUUAGAGUCAACAUAUGUGUUUGGGGUUGGUACAGAAAGGCAGUCACAUGCACAAUGGGAUAGUUAUUGGUUAUAUUAAUUGGAAAAUGAUAAUUUAACUUUUGGAAGCCAUGCACAUUAGAAUCAAUAAAUACACUGUAUACAUGACGAACAAUUCAAUGUAGUUCUCUGUUCCCCGUUUAAAAUCAAUCCGAACCAUCAGGGAGGUGGAAUUAUUUUUGCGACCUAAUGUCUGAUAGUUUCUAACUCUAUCAGAGGGUAAUAUUAAACCACUAGCAUUAAAACAAUUUGAGAUAUAGCUACACUCAAUCAUUUUGAGUUUUGUUGUUAUUUCAAGGUCACAUUUUCCAUCUAUGCUCUAUUUACUUAAAAUGAACACGGGAUACUUUAUUUGAUUCAUUGUUUUGUAUUGCUGUACAUCUCUGUGCAGUCGUUUUUACUCUUUUAGAUUAACCAGAUACAUAUCUGCAUUAUUUAGUGUUGGGUGGAAGGCUACUAGUUCUAUAUAAAAGGCAAUUUGUUUUUUCUUAGUGUUGAAGCAUUUAAAGACGAAGAGAGAGAGGGGGUGGGGCAAAUAAGCUGUAUAUAUGGAAGUAAAUCAUUUGACCACUUACUAACUGAUACAAAUGAUAUAGUAUUUAUACCUAGUAGGUUGUUUCAAGGAGAUCGACUUAAUAAGAGUCUCCAUUUUUAACGUAGCCUAAAGGAGUUUCUGUAGAUUGUUGUUAACGGCUGACUUUGAAAUAAGUCUGUACAAUCAGUCAGUGAGAAGUGAACUAGAAAGAAAUCACCAUGACUCCAAAUAACAUUGUUAUUCUUAUUUAAUUUACAGCGAAGGAUAUUUACAGUCAAUAACUUAUCCAACAUGGAUCACGAAAGCUUUAACGUUACAACAUAUCCGACGAACAGUUUGCAUAGAUUAUAAAAAUGAACAUUUUGACAUUCACCUUACUUUUUUAGGAACAUUUUAGGGAUAGUUAAUAUGACUGUAUGAUUAUUUGUAAAUUGCUAGUAUAUUUCACAAAUGGGGCAGAGCUUGACACAAUUUUGACAUCCUUCUAAACCUGAAAUAAACAUGAUUCUUAUGGCAAUCAUAAACAAGGGUCAAUUCUAUUU